AUGAGGGAGUUGGGCCUCAAUGCCUGGAAGACUGUCGCUGUACACGGCCAGAUACAGGACGAAGAGGCACAAAAAAGUGAGGCGCAAAAAAAGAAAAAUUUUGGGAUCCCAGGAGCUCGCGACCGCAAGCUUUAUGGGAACUGCUGUAGAUUGCAAGAUGAGGAAUGUACAAGGUUCGGAUCUCGAACGAACUCCAAGUUCAAAGUUCGUGACAUAUUUCCUACAAACCUUAAACAGCACAUACUCCCAAUUCAGGACCAAUUGUACAAGAAGAGUAUUAAAUUUUGUGGUAUUGAGGUUAGGAACCAGCAAUAA
Molecule: messenger RNA, 315 nt
Organism: Puccinia graminis f. sp. tritici CRL 75-36-700-3
Lineage: Eukaryota; Fungi; Basidiomycota; Pucciniomycetes; Pucciniales; Pucciniaceae
Exons: 3
Coding region: 1-315 (104 amino acids)
Source: RefSeq, a predicted model, not a curated record